Aspergillus fijiensis CBS 313.89 is the source of this 1000-nucleotide messenger RNA. RefSeq lists its product as uncharacterized. The transcript has a single exon. Lineage: Eukaryota; Fungi; Ascomycota; Eurotiomycetes; Eurotiales; Aspergillaceae. Bases 106 to 777 code for a protein of 223 amino acids. The record is from RefSeq and is a predicted model, not a curated record.
CGGAUCGACUAUAUAAAAGGGGAGGGGAGAGCAGGGCUGGUCUUCAAACAAUCUCAACCAUCACUAAAGGAAAUACCCAUCUCAGACAGCCAUUCAUCUGACAAAAUGCACGCCCUAACUACCCUCUUCACCCUCCUCACCGCUGCCACCAGCACCACCAGCGCCCUCUCCAUCCAACCGCGCGACCCGGCCCCGGCCUCCAUCACGCCGCCCGAGGGCUGCCCCAUCCCGACCUGGGAGGUGACCUACUUCCACUGGUUCAACGGCUCCAAGUCGCUGGACUGCAUCCACAACCCGGCGGACAUCGCCUUCAAGGACUGCCUGUGCGGCAACGCCUGGUGCGACCAGGACCCGGCCACCUGCAACGGCACCAUGGUCCCCGUCUGCUACACGGGCAUGCCCAACUACCAGCCCUGGGGGUACGGGCCCCCGCAGACCCUGGCCAUCGACUUCGCCGACGGCCUGGAGUGCCGCGACACGUACAUCGGCUACCGCAUCCACGACAUCGCCCACGGCGAGUCCAACUGCGGCUACGCCGACCGCGGCCUGGGCCGCAUCGUCUCGUUCUACGGCACCUCCAACGAGGACUCCUCCGUCGGCCACAUGGAUUACGAGCUCGGCUCCGGCCACGCGCUCACCUGCAACAACGGCAGCAAGAUCACCUACCACGGCAGUGUGGAUUUCCAGUUGAACUGCGUGCAUGAUGCGUUCUUCAAUGCGACGUGCGAUGCCGCGCCGUUUGAGAUCCCGGUUCUGAGCUAUGAGUGGGUUUCUUAGGUGAUUCAAUUGGAGGUUACGGGUGGUCGUGGGGUAAGGGCCAUAUGAAGGGGGUGGAUCAGUGGGCAGGGGACUUAGGGCCGGGGAGAGAGCGGGUGUAGAUAGCUGCAUGUGGUUGAGAUGUGUGAUGAGCAAUGAAUAUAUGUAUAUCGGUGAAUCAUCGAAUCUAUGACGGCAUGGCGUCGUCGAGUGACGCUAGACAAUGAUCCUCGAACUCUUCACA